AUGCCGCCCAACGUGCGGCGGACGCAGAGCGCGACGCAUAACAUUCUAGGCGCACGCAGCAGGUGGAAGCAAGCCGCCAAGGUCAGGAGGACGCUCGCGCCCCGUGCAAAUACCGACAGUGGCCUCGAGGCAGGACUGAGACACGGCUAUACAGAACCGACAGAUUAUAAGCCACAGAAUCCGACCCACAGUCAGAAUGGAGGCAGCGACCGGACGCUCGACGGCACACCCUCCAGCGCGGAGGUCAACACAUCCCCUCAAGCCAAUGGGGAUGCGCUCCGCAAUCGAAGAUCGAACGGGAAAGCAGAGGAGGAUAGUGAGACCACGACGAAAUAUGAAGCCAAAAACGCCAAAAACAAGAGUGACAAGUUGCAAAAGAAGAACUCGCAUCGAUUCUACCGCCCUGUGCAUCCUAGAGAACCCUUCACUGUUUCGAACCAGAUCAGGAGGACGCUGCUCGGGUCAUGGCUGAACAUUCUCCUCCUGGCGGCGCCGGCUGGUAUUGCGGUGGGUGCUGCCGGUCUCGAUGGGCGCAUCGUGUUUGGUGUCAACUUUGUUGCCAUCGUCCCUCUGGCGGCGAUGCUGAGUGACGCAACGGAGGAGGUCGCUCUGCGGACGGGUGAAUCCAUCGGUGGCCUCAUCAACGCGACGUUUGGAAACGCCGUGGAACUCAUCGUCGCCAUCAUCGCCCUCACCAAGGGCAAGGUCGCCAUCGUCCAGACCUCCUUGAUCGGCAGCAUCCUCUCUAACCUGCUGCUCGUGCUGGGCUGCUGCUUCCUCGCUGGUGGCUACCGUCGUCGCGAGCAAUACUUCAACACCACCGUCGUCGACUCGGCCGCCAGUCUCCUCAUCCUCUCCGUCGCGGGCCUCAUCGUGCCGACCGUCUUCAAGGAGAAUCCCACUUUUGAGGACCGCCCGGGCACAGCCGCCCUGUCGCGUGGCGUCGCUGUCAUCCUGUUCUUUGUCUAUGCCGCCUUUCUCGUCUUUCAGCUGCACACACACAGUGCGGACUUUGCGGUGGAGAGCCAAAAAGUCGAGCCCGAGUCGCUCUGGCGUCGCAGGAAGGAUGCAAACGUCAUGCUACGGCAGGAUCCCAGCCAAGGCUCGCUUGGCGAGAAAGAAGACGAGGACGACGACAGCGAUGAGGCAGAGCCCGAGUUGCACUUUUCCGUCGCCCUGGGCGUGCUGGCCAUUGCCACUGUCAUCAUCGCCUUCUGCGCCGAGUACAUGGUGGGCGGUAUCUCGGCCAUCACCGAUGCCGGUGGCAUCAGCGAGGAGUUUGUCGGCCUCAUUCUCCUGCCCAUUGUCGGCAACGCAGCCGAGCACGUGACGGCCGUCAAGGUCGCGUACAAAGAUAAGAUGGACCUGUCCAUCGGCGUAGCCAUUGGCUCCUCCAUCCAGGUCGCGCUCUUUGUGGUCCCGCUUCUCGUCAUUAUCGGCUGGGGUAUGGGCGUCGAGGACAUGACGCUGGCCUUUGACAUGUUCCAGGUGGCGGUCAUGUUUGUGUCGGUUCUGCUCGUGAACUACCUCAUUGGGGAUGGCAAGAGUAAUUGGCUCGAGGGCGUUAUGCUCGUCUGUCUCUAUCUUGCCAUUGCCGUGUGCUCGUGGUGGUAUCCUGCCACUGGCGUUGCUGGCUAG
Emericellopsis cladophorae is the source of this 1638-nucleotide messenger RNA. Its product is annotated as vacuolar calcium ion transporter. Gene Ontology annotation, cellular component: fungal-type vacuole membrane. Gene Ontology annotation, molecular function: calcium:proton antiporter activity. Bases 1 to 1638 code for a protein of 545 amino acids. Gene Ontology annotation, biological process: calcium ion transmembrane transport; intracellular calcium ion homeostasis. The record is from RefSeq and is a predicted model, not a curated record. Lineage: Eukaryota; Fungi; Ascomycota; Sordariomycetes; Hypocreales; Bionectriaceae. The transcript is spliced from 4 exons.